Molecule: messenger RNA, 3254 nt
Organism: Staurois parvus
Lineage: Eukaryota; Metazoa; Chordata; Amphibia; Anura; Ranidae
Source: the annotation of a GenBank genome assembly
UUGACUUGUUCUCCCCCUUCGUUAAGUGAACUUGAUUCUUUAGAAGAUGUAGACCUUUCUAGCAAUAAUUUAGCAAGCAGACAUUUACCUUGUGAAAAUGUGAACACUGAUACAUCCAUAGAGACACAUUGUGGUGUACAGGAAUCCCACAAUCACGUAGAGAAUUUAUUCUUGAGAGAAGGACAAGCUGCAUCUCCCAAAAAGUGUAAUUCUGUUCAAGAAGAGCUAUGUGAAACUGAACUAUCUGCUUUGCCAGCUCAAGAAGAUCAUCAUGUGGAGACUGUCAAAGAAAAUAGACUUGAAGAUCAAGAUGCUCAAAGUGAUCGUCAUUGGGAUGAUAUUUUUGACUCUGACGGCGAUGAAACUUAUAUUGAAAACCUUGACUCUCCUACAACAAAUGGCCCUACCCAGUUCCAAGGUCAAGAUGAUAGUAAGGAAGAUGAACCUAAAAUAUAUGAAUUACCUAAAACUGGAAGUAAUAGCAAAAACAGAACAGUAACCAUUGGGGAAGUGGAUGUUAAUAGUUCUGUCGUCAGUAAACAGAAGACUGAAAGUGAUGAAACUGACAUUGAAGCUACUCGUAGCCCUUACCAUAGCAAUGAUAAUGUAGUACAUCGACGUAAGGAUGAAACUGAGCUAGAUUCAGUUCCUGACUACCUUGACGACAGCUUUGAUUUAUUUGAAGAUGAGAAAUUUGCGCGGAGGUUCAUAAACCUAGUUCAAGCAAGGCAGUCACAAAUAUAAACCACAAUCAUGAUUUAACCACUGUUAAUUUUAAUAUGUUUGAUCCAUCCUUAUUAAUGGAAGACUAUACUGAAGAAGAACCCGAAAACAAGGCUUGUUUGUCCUCCUACAAGGACUUAGAGCAGUCAGAGGAUCAAGAGGAAUUUGGCUCCUGUGAGUUGUUUUCAGUCAAUUUUGACCUUGGAUUCUCUAUUGAUGAUGAUCAUUCAGAAGAAGAGAACCCUGAAAAGGUACAGCCAGAAAAUGGAAGUGUAGAAGAGGCCGGACAUUUCAAAGCCCCAAGCCCCCCCAGGUGUAUUAUCCGAGGAGGUGUUAUGUCAACCCCAGUGACCGUUGGGUUUAAAAGUUCUACCUUGGAAACUGAAACCUCUCCGGGUUCUUCAUUUUUAACACCAGUAAUCGAAAAAGUCAAAAACUUCAAAACUUCUCACAGUCCUAUGACUAGACAUGACAUAUAUACCCACUCUACGCCAGAGUCAGGGCUAUGCAAAAUAAAUUCACCUUUAGUGGAUAUGAAAAAAUCGGACACAAAUCCACCUUCGGCCAAGAAUAACCACCUUGUAAUCAGCAGCAGCCCCGAGAGUGAGGAUGAUGUUGUUUUCAGGCGGAAACGAAAAUUGGCAGCAGCAGCUGUCCUCAAGUCACCGGAGUCCACAAGCAGCGAGUGUGAUUUCGAAUCCCCACAGCCUGGAGCAAAAAAACGGAGACGGGAGCCUAGUACCAAUGCAAGCAGUGAUUGUGAUACGGACUCACCGAUGCCUGGAGCAAAAAAGUGCAGACGGGGGCUUAAUAGGGUAUGCUCAGAUGAUGAAGACCUAGAGCCCCCUUCAGUUGCUCAUAAAUCUAGAGUUCAGCAUGGGGUGUACCAGAAAGAUGCAAGAAGACCUAAGCACAAGGGCAAGCGGCAUGCAGCCAGGCAGUUUCUUGAUGAAGAGGCUGAACUGUCCUCAGAAGAAGCAGAGAAUGUAUCGUCAGAUGAAAGUGUCGAGUCUGACAAUGCACAGGACACAUCUUUGGUGGAGUUCCUCAAUGACAACACUCAGCUGUCCCAGGCCUUAAAUGACUCUGAGAUGCACGGAAUAUAUAUGAAAUCCAUACGCAGUCCAGCAGUUGGAAAUAAAUAUAAACUGACACAUAAGAGACACAAUUUGUCUGUGUUCUCCCAGAUUCCUGAACAAGAUGAGGACUACAUGGAGGACAGUUUCUGUGUCCAAGAGGACGAUGAAGAAGAGGAGGAAGAGGAUUCCAGCACUGAGGAAGUAACAAUGGACCUCAACCUCUGGCAGCAGGACAGUUUUGUUGGUGGCCGUAGACAAUACUGCACCAGGCGCCAGCUAAAGCUUAAAGGUACAAAGUCAAAACAAUCCAAGGCCCAACCUACAGAAAAGAGGAGAAGAAUUAUCAUCCACAAUGAUUCUAGUGAUGAGGAAACCAAAGCUACUUCUGACCAGCAAACAUCCAAAGCCAAUACUUCAAGGAAGAGCUGUCCAGCAGUGCUUUGGCAGAAGAGGAUGCAUGAACUGACUUUACCCUUGAAGACUGUGGCUGCUUUGAAAAAUAUGGAAUACUUUGAUUUACCUUUGAAGGAUCGAUGCCAAAACAGAAUGAAUGCCCAGGCUUCCCUGUCCGAAGAGCUGGACUUUCAGACAGAAGCUCGGUCCUCAUUCAAUACCUCUAAACCUCGAAUUUCAAGUAGUAAUCUCUCUCCAGACAAGCUGGAAGAUACCUCUGUGAAAUCUGGCGGCGACUCUACGUGGAUGGCCUCCUCUAUGAAUGAGUCCUCCAUCGGGAAGGUUCUUGGAUCAGCAGUGAGCAGCAAUGGGCUCUGCAUCCUAGCAGACAGCCGGGAAAUCUCUUCUGGUCCUGAGGUCAUCUCCUGCCUGAAGAGCACUCAUGGGGUGCGGGUGGAAAUCUGCUCCCUGGGGGGCUGUGAUUACAUUGUCAGUAACCGCUUGUCUGUAGAACGGAAAUCCCAGUCAGAAUUCUCUAACUGCACAAACAGAACUAAACUGGCUGAACGGAUCCAACAUCUCCGGAGCAUGUUUGACCGGGUCUGUCUCAUCGUGGAGAAGGAUCGCGUGAAACCAGGAGAAACCUCUCGGCCCUGGCAGAGAACAAAGUAUUAUGACAGCACUCUGUCUUCUUUAAUCAGCGCCGGGGUCCAGGUCCUCUUCAGCUCCAGCCAGGAGGAGACAGCGGGGUUACUGAAGGAACUGUCCUCUCUGGAGAGGAGGAAGAACAUGGCCAUCGCAGUCCCCACUCAGGUGACCAACCACAAGCAAGAAGCACUGAACUUCUAUCUGUCUAUCCCCAAUGUCAGCUACAUCACUGCCCUCAACCUCUGCCACCACUUCAGCUCAGUCCGACACAUGGCCAACAGCUCUGUAGAUGUGCUCUCCACCAAAGGACAAGUGAGCCGGCAGAAGGCCGAGGAGAUCUACCGCUACCUUCAUUAUCACUUUGAUCCACUAAUGCAGCAGACUGGUGCCAAACGGAAACCCCACGUGUAG